CUCCUUUCUUUUUUUUUUUCUUGAAUGAAAAACUUUAUCACCAAUACCAUCUGUCUCUUGGCAACCUUGAUAGCCUUGAUUCAGGCCAUUACUGUGGAUCAUCCAAAAUAUAAGCCUUGUACGUUUGGCCGUGCCAUUGCCGGUCGAUACAUUGUGGAAUUUGAUGACACUUUUAGCGGGACCUCUAGACAAUUUUUGUCGGAUUUCGAACAAGGCAUGCAGCGCCAACGGCCAUCGUUUAAAUCGCAGCAGUUACGAUGCAAUAUCACUCAGGAAUACACCUCCAACGUAUUUCGCGGUGUCUCGUUGCGAUUAUCGGCCAAUCAGCAGCAGCAACUGAAUGUAUCAUCGGCUCAAUCCUCUGAAACCGAAUGGCUUAAAUACAUGCUGGAGCAACAUUACGUGAAACGAGUUUUUCCCGUAGUGGAAGUGCCUCGACCUGAAGCUGUAUAUGCAACUCGUGCGGCAUUUCCUGGAAUUUUUGGUCGCAUCGACGACUUGCCUUUCAGUCAUGGCAUGACCCAAGUGAAUCGGGUUCAUCGUGAACUUGGAUUGUACGGCAAAGGUGUUGUGGUUGGCAUCAUCGACUCUGGGGUCGAUUACAACCAUCCUGCACUCGGCGGAGGUUUUGGAAAAGGAUACAAAAUCCAGUUUGGUGAAGACCUUGUAGGAGACAACUACAAUGUAAAUGAUCCUGAUUCGAUACAACCCAAACUCACUCCUUUGGAUACAUGCAAAGGUGCCAAUGGUCAUGGGACUCAUGUCGCAGGUAUUAUCGGGGCCGAAGAUAAGAAAUAUAAUUUCACAGGAGUGGCGCCUCAAGCAACAUUGGGCAUGUGGCGUGUAUUUGGUUGCACAGGCUCAAGCACCAAUGAUUUAAUUAUCAAGGCAUUGAUUUUAGCUUAUGAAGCAGGAUGCAACGUUAUCAAUCUCAGUUUAGGAGAGACCAAUAACUGGUCCAAUGAUCCCACCGCUCUCGUUACCAAUCGCCUUGUGGAAAAGGGUGUGUCAGUGAUUGCAGCAGCCGGGAAUGAUGGUCGAGAAGGAGCGUUUAUUCUUAGUUCUCCCAGUACCGCUGUCCGUGCCGUAUCGGUAGCUUCGGUGGAUAACGCCUAUGGCCUGGAGCCAAUGAUGUUGCUUGAAAAUGGCGAGCUUUAUCCUUUUUUGGCUUCCAAGGAACACCCUAUUAUGCCCAAUGGCACCGUUGUGAGUUAUGACAAUUCUUCUACCGAGACCAGUUUGGCCUGCAAAGGAAGUCAUCCUUCUUCCGAUAUCCGAGGAAAGAUUGCCCUGGUACGACGCGGUUCCUGCACCUUUGACGAAAAAGCAACCACGGCCGCCCAAUUCGGUGCGAUUGCUAUUCUUGUGUAUGAUCCUGAUCAGGAGAAGGAAGCUUUCCAACCGGGCCUGAAGACGGGUCCCAUCCCUGCUGCUGGUAUCUCUCUCACCGCCGGUAAUAAGCUGGCCUCCUUGAGUCCAGUCGGCGUGGUGUUCAACAAAGAACUAUCGACGGUCCCGCUGUCGACGGCGGGCCGGAUUUCCGUAUUUUCAAGCGUUGGCCCCACCUUUGAAUUCAAUCUCAAGCCCGAUAUUGCCGGUGUAGGCGGCAUGAUCUUUUCUACUUUACCCCUAUCUCUGGGGGGUUACGGCACAUUGUCUGGUACAUCCAUGGCCACUCCCUAUAUUACUGGAUGCUUUGCAUUGUAUCUGCAAGCGCAUCCAAACACGGACCCUGCGACCAUUGCGGAGCAGUUCAAGAACUAUGCUGCCCCGGCACCGUACAAUGACACGUUUGAUAAUCCUUUCCGACAAGGCGCCGGCCUUGUUCAAGCUUUUGAUGCUAUUGAGCAAACUAUGCGUGUGUCGCCAUCGCAUGUGAGCUUCAAUGAUACAAACCACCGAAAGGCGCAAGAAAUCACCCUGAUGAAUAAUGGAAAUCGUUCGGUCACGUAUGAAUUGGAUUCGGUGCGUGCAGUCACACUGUCAGCGUUCAAUGGGACGCAAGAUUCUGUUUCAGUGAGAUCACCGGUCGGUUUUGCAGACCCCAUGGGCCGCGUUCUUAGCUCGGCCAGUAAGAUUACGGUGAAUCCAGGUGAAAAGGUCGUAUUUACUCUUGACAUGGCCGAUUCGGUCGAUCCAAAGAGCCUGUACCCUUUGUACGGCGGCUACGUGCGACUGAACCCUACCUCUGGCAGCGAGAAAACGAUCCAUAUUCCGUAUGGCGGCGUCAUGGGCGAUGUUAGCAAGCUGGAUAUCUUUGCUCCGCACUUUCCGUUUUUAGCAUUACCAAAAGACGUAGGCAGUGGGAUGAGCAAUACGACAUCGUUCCAUAUCAGUCCUCCCUCCAACAGUAGCGAUCCGUGGCUAGCAAUCCUGAUCCGUAUGAACAUGGGCACCGAGCGCUUGGAGACCGAUAUCGUGACAGACAACGGGGACGUUAUUGGCUACCUAGACUCUUACAGCUACCUCCCUCGCAACACCGACGAUGAAGACGACUACAUGUUUGUAGACUAUUGGGAUGGCACCAUUUUAAAGCGAGAAAAUUUCGUGGAUCGUACUAUGGUCAACAGUGGAACAUAUCGCAUGCGGUUCCGUGCUCUCAAGCUGCUAGCUGAUCCAGAUUUACCUGAAAGCUGGGAAACAACCACAUCAGUCCCUAUUGUCGUCUCUAACUAAAGGGCUGAUCCACGCCCCCACCCUCUCUGUAAUGAUUUCAAACUCCUACCGCAAACCUUAAUUUUUUUGAUGCACCUCUCUCCAUGUCUGUCAAAGAACAUGUCAAAGGAAGGACUGUGUUUAAAAGAGCCAUUGAGAUUUUUUUUU
This is a messenger RNA of Radiomyces spectabilis, 2823 nucleotides long. Its product is annotated as peptidase S8/S53 domain-containing protein. The transcript has 7 exons. The record is from RefSeq and is a predicted model, not a curated record. Gene Ontology annotation, cellular component: membrane; cell wall; cytosol. NCBI's taxonomy places the organism in Eukaryota, Fungi, Mucoromycota, Mucoromycetes, Mucorales, Radiomycetaceae. Bases 25 to 2676 code for a protein of 883 amino acids. Gene Ontology annotation, molecular function: tripeptidyl-peptidase activity; serine-type endopeptidase activity. Gene Ontology annotation, biological process: proteolysis.